Hypanus sabinus (Atlantic stingray) is the source of this 2259-nucleotide messenger RNA. It is a transcript of the gene vgll3, whose product is annotated as vestigial-like family member 3. Gene Ontology annotation, biological process: regulation of transcription by RNA polymerase II. Gene Ontology annotation, cellular component: nucleus. NCBI's taxonomy places the organism in Eukaryota, Metazoa, Chordata, Chondrichthyes, Myliobatiformes, Dasyatidae. Bases 176 to 1057 code for a protein of 293 amino acids. The transcript is spliced from 4 exons. The record is from RefSeq and is a predicted model, not a curated record.
AGGCGGGGAGGGUACUCGCAUUGUCUUUAUGUUAAUACUUCGCACCCCUCUCUCAGUGUCUCUGUGCCACUUCUCGAGCGCACGACUUAUAAGAGCGAGGAUGUGUGUAUCGAGACCCGUCUGAGAUUUAAGCUGCGUUUGUUGCCACCGUUCAAUUCGGGUGAUCAGGCCGGUCAUGAGUUGUCUGGAUGUUAUGUAUCAUCAGUCUUAUGGAGCGCACCAGUACUUCCCAGCAGCAGCUGCAGCCGCCUACACCGCCGCUUAUUACCGCCACCGCCACUCCCAGCAGCAGAAGUUAGCCCUGUACGGCAAGAUGCAGGAGUCGAUGGAGAGCAACUCGCAGGGCAAAGAGAACGAGAAGGAGCAGCCUCCUGAGGCAGAAUACAUCAGUUCCAGAUGUGUGCUGCUCACAUAUUUCCAGGGAGACAUCGGCGCCGUGGUGGAUGAGCAUUUCAGCAGGGCUCUGAGCCACUUCAACGCGGAGAACCCGAGCUCGAAGGCCCGCGCUUCAUCCAGCACCUUAUGGAAAGAAGGAUUACCGGUUUCUGCAAAUCAGAAGAACAGCUUCCCUGCUUCUUUUUGGAGUAGCACCUACCAGGCCCCGGCACCACCGUGUCUGAGUGGGAGUCAUCCCGAUUUCUCUGCUGCGACUGGCGGUGUGUUUCAUUCCCACGACUCCAUGGCUUGGCCUGGACAUGGACUACACCAGCCCAGCGCUCCCGCACCAAACGCUGAGGCGUGGCCCUACACGUUGGCAUCACAAGGGAGUUCCAGCUACCAACUUGUGCACGACGUUUACCCACACGUGCACCACCCACAUGCCCACGCCCACCAUCAUAAUCCGCACCUAGACCCUCGUUACGGGUCUUUGUUGGUGCCGUCGGUGAGGGCAGCCAGGAUUGCUGCAGGGCCGGGCGAGAUCACAAAGACAGACCCUACUGCCGCAGCGGCUUCUUCCCCAUGGACUGGAGCCUUUCAUGGAACCCUAGACGUGACGCAGGGAGUUGACGCAGGACUCCUACAUCAAGAGAAAAACAAGGAGCACACUUGGUUUUAGCCCAUAGUUCCCUUACUUUGUUUUGCAGCCCUCUUAAAUUAAACGUCUCUACUUCAUCUGGGUAUGAACCCCUUCUAUGGUGGAUCUUUCCCUCGCUAAAGAAAUUAAUAUAACCAUGGUAUCUGAUGGAAUAGAAUUGGUCUGGAACAAUUAUCUUCAGAAGGAUUGUUUUUGAUGGAAAAAACAAUGGGAUUCUAUUCUGAACAAGCUGCCAGCUUUUUUAUUUAGAGUAAAUGGAAAAGCAGACUGUUGGCAUGUGUGGUGUUUGAAGAACGAUAAAGUGCAUCAAUAACUAUUAUUGCAGCUAGAAAAAGAAACACACAUGUUCAGUGUCCAACAAUGUGUUUCAUAAUGGAGUUAUGUAAUAUUUGAUGGCCUUAGAGGAUCAUAAAUACAAGAAGAGUGAACAUUUGCAUUUUCUGAAGGUGAAGCACUGGCUGGUAUAUUGUACGCGGCACAACAGAAAAUGUUUUUAUUUUUAUGUUUUAAGAAUUAUGUGAAGUGUUGGAUUUUUAAAAUAAAUUUCAAAUACUGUGAUUGUUUAAAAAAUGUAAUAUGACACUACCAGGGAUUUCUGCAUUUCUUCUUACUUAUUUAAAUAUAGUUUAACCAUUUGUGGACUGCAAUAGCACUUUUACCAUGUCCUUAAAAAAGCAGGUUUAAACUCUUUUCAUUUUCUUUACCUACCAUAGGAGAUGCACAAUGGCCCUGAUUUCUGAGAUUCAGCAUAUCAUACAUUGUUAGGAUGGAAAAGACUUUCUGAUAUAUUUCCAACAUUUUAUAGCAUCCUCAAAAGAGGAAAACUUAUAGAUUCAUCUUUUAGAAGGCUAUGGAACCUUCCAUUCCAGUAACGUGAUCAUAAAUGUUUUUACUUUGAUCUGUUUGUACAAGUGAAUCAUUUUGUCUUAUAAGCUUUUAAAAUCAAUCUAUAAUUUGGGGAUUAUAACCAUUCUCCGUUAAUGGAGAUAACAACGCGAUACUUUUAACUAUAAGGAAAAGCACAGUAUUAUUUUUUUUUACACGGACUGCAUUCUGUCGGUGGCCCAAAUAGUUGAACCAAAAGCAAAAGAAAAAGUAACAGUGACGCACCGAUAAAUCACCUGCCAAUGAGUUCAAAGGUAAAAUACUUCCGGGAAGGAAUGAUGUUUCAGAGUUCCUUCGCUCCUUCCCUCUCCCCCACCCACCCCAACCACACCCUGUAA